UUAGAGCAGUAAAAAUAAAUGUUUUGUCAUACCCAUGGUAUACGGUCUGAUAUACCACGGCUGUCAGCCAAUCAGCAUUCAGGGCUGGAAUCACACAGUUUAUAAUUAACAUUAACAUCUAAAGGUUUGAUUCUGUUGACAUACUCCAAGCACGGUUCGUUCAGAUGAAAUGGUCACAACAGCAGAGAGAAAGGCCAGUUCCUGUUGCGCACCGCACACAUCGCCCACUUUGAAAUCUGAGUGGAGGCAGUCAGCAUUUUGAAACUAAUAAGCCAUAACAUUUAAAAUGUUAUUCAUGAGGCAUGUCUUACCUUGUUUCAAAGUAGCUUAGCCAAAAUCAGACCAUAUGUUGAGGGAAUGAUAAAAAAUAAUAAAAUCCUUAUGCCUUUGAAACCAACAUUUUCUAUUUUUCUAUUGAUUUUCAAAUCAACUUUUUCAUUGUCCAGCAGGCAAAGACUCAAACUUAUCCAUAUUAGCAACCCAUGCUAGUUGUUGCAUCUUUAGAUCUCCCCUCUUUCAAAAUUUCAAAAGGAUAUUUUAAUUUCUGUCACAUGAAACCCCUCGCAUGUGUGGUGGCUUUUUAGAAAGGUGCAUUCCCGCUAAUUGCAUUUUGGAACAUUCGCGUGUAGGGUACUGCUGUGUGCACAUUGCUGCACUAAUGUGAAGAAAUAGUUCAUCAUUAUUUUAAGCUAAAUGUUCUGAUCUGUUGCAUUAGCCUCAUUGCUUAACUUGUUUUUUUAUGUACAGUGGUUGUAUGAUUUAGAAUCUAUCGGCCUAGAACUGUCCUAGAGUCUGUUUAUAUCAUCCCAGACAUUUUUAUUUAUCGUCCCGGGACGACGGGGGGCCCUUAAUUUUGAGCCCUGGCUACAUAGUUUACCCAGAGAGAAAGCACAUAGUUCGAUCCUCUUGCUGAAACUGUUGGAUGAUUAUUUCUCAGUUUCUCUCCCUUGCAGUGUUGGCUCUAGUAAUGAUUGGUAGGACUGGGGGUGGUCAGGAUACAGCGAACAGGUGACUGCCGAUGCAGGUGACUGCCGACUGACUGAUAACCUUGCAUCAGGAAUAACAACUCAUUAUUAUUUGUAGAUCGGUCAGUCACAAUUUACCCAUGAUAUUGUGGUUAUGAUCCCCUCGAACACGGCCACUGACUUACUCACUCAGCAACAGCCUGCAUCACUCCCUGAUUAUCAGUAGUAGUAGGUCACAGUGAAAUGUAAUACAAAUAAAAGAGAAAUGACAUUUUCACCGCCGAUAUGGUUUUCAAAGGAAAACCGCCCACAUGGCAACCCUGCUACUGUUUACACUGGGCACAUUAUUAUGCACAAUGUAUCCAUUUAAUUAUCCAGAGUUUUGCUACAUUGGUAUGAAUGACAUUAAAAAGCACUAACGUGUUCAUUAUUUUUAAUUUGGUGAUAAGAUUUGCUCUGUUUCAGUACAUGCGUGUAGGCCUUGAUCCCAUUGGAUUGGAUGUUUGGCCUAGUCGUUUGUAGAUUGUCAGGUUUCAGUUAUUAUUACCAGGUUGCGAAAUGGUAAUAACUAAAGAGAUCUUGCUAAUGAAACGCAUUCAAUUGAAUGAGUUUGACUUUCUUACGAGAAUGAAUGCUUUCAACUACCCUUUCUAUACAUCCCCAUUAUAUUUAUUUUGCCCUAUAAUUAGGUACUUAAUUCAAUCGGUGUUAAAUAUUAUAUUCUUAUUCAUGAUUCAGCAUUUACGUUUUUAACUGCGGUAUCCCCAACGUUUUCUAUGCAGGUGUAGUGAGAAGCGUGGUUCUCCUGUGUAUCUGGACUGUAUCUGGACUGUAUCAAUGGUGUCGUUAAGCAACAUAGCGCUGGUCUCUGAUAAUGACCUCUUUAGGGAAGGUGUUAGCCUGGUCUCCCUGGGGCUUGUAGAGGGAGAGGGCAGUGAGGGGGGGAGCGAGGGGGGGAGCUUUACUUCCUGUUACAGUCCCGAGGCCGGGGACAUGGGGGCUCGACUCAGCUUCAGCCCUGGAGAGGAGGAGGAUGACGAAGAGGAAGGGGGCCUGCUCCGACUCUAUCUGUCCCCCACAGAGGGUCUGCCUGACUUCAGCCCCCGCCUGCCCUCACCCUUCUCUCCCACCAUGGAGGACAUCGAGGAGUUCCUCAGGGAGAAGAUGGAGCUGGUGAGAGAGGGGGUUCUCUUCUCUAGUGAACCCAUAGAGGAGCCAGCUCCCUCCCCUUCCAGCUCCAUGGAACAACCCCUCUCCUCAGGGGGACACAGUGAGCCAGGGACCAGCAAUGCUCUGUCACCCCCCAGCCCACAAACCCCCAAUUGCCCUCACACCCGAAGCCCAUCCCCCCUCACCCCCUCGGUGUUCCUGGGAGCACCCCUGGUUUUCCAGGUCCAGUCCUUGCCUCUGGCCCAGCCUCACCCCCAGACAGGCUCUCCUCCUGGUGCAUCCAGUGGGCUGAGAUUGGCCCACCUGGUUCUGGGACUCCACGGAGGGCAGAAUGUUACCCUGCUGGCCUCACAGGUGCCCUCCACCUCAGCCACCCUUCUCAACAUAGCCAGCACGGACGCUCCAGACCAGAAGUACGUGAAGAUUGCCCCUCUACCGAUCACUGUGAGGAUUGCCGGGGGGCUUGUUGGGGCAACAGUCAUUGGGGGUCACAGUGGAGGGGUUGUGGUCAAAUCUGUGGCCCCCCCUAGAGUCAACAGACCCCCUCCUAAAGAGACGCUGAGGGUACACAAAUGUUCUCACCCGGGCUGUGAGAAGAUGUACACCAAGAGCAGCCAUCUGAAGGCCCACUUCCGCAGACACACCGGAGAAAAGCCAUACACCUGCAGCUGGCCUGACUGUGUCUGGAGGUUCUCUCGUUCUGAUGAGCUGUCUCGUCACCGGCGCUCCCACUCCGGGGUCAAGCCCUACGAGUGCUCUCUGUGUGAGAAGAAGUUUGCCCGCAGUGACCACCUCUCCAAACACACCAAGGUGCACCGCAGCCCCCGGCCUGGCAGAAUCGUCAGAACUACCGUCUGACCCAGCCAGCAUCUCGACACAGCAAACCCAGCUCAGCCCAGUCGUGAUCCUGAUGUCACCCUUAACCCCGUUGCAGCACUUGACCUGGACGGCAGAAUUAUUAGUACCUGCCUCUAGAAUUCAGAGCAGCCUGGUCCCACACCUACACCCUGGCUGUGCCUGCCCAACCCUGCCCAGUCCAACCUCAACCCGACCACAGGCGAACAGACUAAUCACACUCAUCCACCCAGACCUUCCCCGGGAAGGCCCUGUUAGGGAGUCUGAGUCCUCAUCAGGACACUGGUGCUACAGGAGCAGACCUGGGCCAGAACUUAGAGUAGGGUUCUGAAUCUGAUUCAGACCCUGCUGAGCUCUGCCCUCUUUACUCUCUCCUCUCCUCCCUCCUGCAGCAGAGCAGAUGAGGGCUUGUCCUGGUGCUAAACAGUGAACUAACAGGUAACGGCCAUCUCAAGGAUGUGAUUGUUCAGCUUAAAGCGGAUUUCAGGCCUUUAGGUUAAAUCAAAUCCCCCUGCCACACACACACCUCGCUACCCUUAGCAGAUGACAAGUGUGACAGGCAGCUGCACAUGGUCUAAUUCUCAGAAGAUAAUGUUGUAUAUGUCAUUAGAUUGUGUUUAAAAGACUACACUGUCACACAUUCUAUUCUACAUAUUAUAUUGCUCUGUGAAUCUGCUUCAGGAGUUAGACCCUCAAGACAGUUUGAGGUAAAUCCACUGGCCCAGCUCAUUCUAGCCCAUAAUCUGUGCCAUUAGCCCAGUUGAAAUUUGAAAGUACUGUGUUGAUAUGUGAGCUGCCAGAUUCUCUCAGAGAACAGGUUUGAGUCUAAAUCUCUUACAUAUCCCCUCCUGCUCCCCAUAGUGCCAAACCUCUGGCCCAAUCACAUCCCCCCUGACCCUAACGGCCAAUUCAGUACUGUUAUCACCACUUCCCUGACCUCGUGCCUCUUCCCACUCCCUAAAAGACCUCAGGGCUGCAGACUAGUGUCUGCUGGUUUUCACCAUGGUGCUUUACUGGUCCAUUAUGUAAUAACUGGUUAGUUAAGAGUCCACUCACAGCCACCUGGUUUCCCAGGUUUGCGUCAGAUGCUGAUUGAAGGCAAGUAACUGAGUGAAAACCAGCAGACACCGUAGCCCACCUGGUCCACACUCUUAAACCUAUAAGCUCUUUUACUGUCUUUAUAUGUCUUUGAAAUCAAUGUUAAACUGACAAAAGAGACUCGGCGAAAGCUACUUAUGUGUAUGCUGUAUGUUUUAUACAUGGGCUUUUCAAUGCAAAGCAAUCCGAUAUGAAGAAGUGCUUAGUCAUUUACACUAGUAAAGGUUAGUAGGUUAGGCCAGCAAGCAAAGCUAGUCAUUUAUAGUGUACAGUACUGUACCUGAAAAGGGCAGCUGAUCGUUGUCCAAUCUGUGUCUGUAAAAUAUAACAUUUACAUGUACAGAACAUAUAGAAGCUCCUUUCCAGAAAAACCCUUAGUCAGUACGUUAAGCUAUCCAGUGGUGUCUGUGCUUGGUGAAACUGUGGAAUGUUAUUGAGGGGUCAUCAGAUCAGCCAGACGGGAGUUAAUUAUGAGACUCACUCUUCCGUUAAUGAGUUAACCCAUCACACCUCAUCAAUAUGAGCCCUCUGUUCUCAAGUGCACUUAUGUUAGCAGGUUCAGCAGGAGAGGGUUAAGCAUGGAGAAAAGUUAUAGGUAGCCCAACGGCUAAGGAAUUGGACCUGUUGCUGAAAGGUGUCUGGUUAAAAUCCUGUGGCGGGCACUGGAAAAAUAGGUGUGAAUUGAUCUGGUAACUGAAGGGCUGCUGGAUUCACAUCCUAAAGAUGUUCUUCUACUGUUGGGCCCUUAACCCCACAGCAUGCUUUCCAUCCAGGGGCCCUGCACUGCAGCUUGACCCUGUGCUUGUCUCAACUGUGUGUGAUGUGUGCUGUAAGACAUGGACAAUAAAGUUGUUUUCUAAAUGCUA
This is a messenger RNA of Oncorhynchus mykiss (rainbow trout), 4954 nucleotides long. Its product is annotated as Krueppel-like factor 15. The record is from RefSeq and is a predicted model, not a curated record. Gene Ontology annotation, molecular function: RNA polymerase II cis-regulatory region sequence-specific DNA binding; DNA-binding transcription factor activity, RNA polymerase II-specific. Lineage: Eukaryota; Metazoa; Chordata; Actinopteri; Salmoniformes; Salmonidae. Gene Ontology annotation, biological process: regulation of transcription by RNA polymerase II.